AUGACAAUUUCUUACGGUGCAUCUUUAGGUAUAAUUUUUGCCUCAACUGGUUUAGGUCUUGCUUGGGGUUUCUAUAAUUGGUUGACUGUUAAGAAAGUCAACUUAGAUGAACAACCCGGCGACGAAGGAAAUGGAUUACGUACUAGAAUGUAAGACGAAGAAUCCAAGGAUGGAGUUCAUGGAAUUCUUGACAUCGGCUAAAAGAUUAAAGAAGGUGCCAAGGCCUUCUUACAUGAAGAAUACAAAUUCUGCGCUAUUAUGUUAGGUGUUAUGGCAUUAAUUGUUUACUUCGCUGUCGAUUCUUAAAAUGAAAACGCUGAAUGGAGACCAUAUGUUGCUAUUUCUUUCUUAGUUGGUGGUAUUACCUCUAUGGUCUGUGGUUACAUCAGUAUGAUGAUUGCUACUGAAUCCAACUACAGAGUAGCUCACUCUGCUAAGUCAGGACUCUCUGAAGGUUUCAAGAUUGCCUUAGCCGCUGGUUGCUCCAUGGGUUUCAUUUUGGUUUCUAUCGCCUUAGGUAUGAUCACUUUACUCAUCGUUAUUUACAAGGCUAUCCAUGUUGGUGACAAAACUCUUUAUCUAGUUGGUUAAGAAGACUAUAUUGCAUAACUUUUUGAAUUCAUUGCUGGUUUUGGUUUAGGUGGUUCAACUGUUGGUCUUUUUGGUAGAGUUGGUGGUGGUAUUUAUACCAAGGCUGCUGAUGUUGGUGCCGAUCUUGUCGGUAAGGUCGAAUAAGAUUUACCUGAAGACUCUCCCAGAAAUCCUGCCACUAUUGCUGAUAACGUUGGUGAUAAUGUUGGUGAUGUUGCUGGUAUGGGUGCUGAUCUUUUUGGCUCUUUCGCUGAAUCUACUUGUGCUGCUUUAGUUGUUUCUGGUCACUCUCUCUAUACUACUGACGGAUACAGAGAUUUAGAUAGUUUACUUUAUCCUUUAAUGGUUUCUGCUUUUGGUAUUCUUUGCUGCAUCAUUGUCUCCUUCUAUGGUGUUUACAUCAAUAAAGUAGAAUAAGAAAGCGAUAUCGAAUCUUCCUUAAAGAAGUAACUUCUUUUCUCUUCUAUCCUCAUUACCCCUGCUGUUAUUGGUGCUGCCUUUAUGAAUCUUCCUAAUGACUUCAAUUUUGUUACAGGAACUUAAAUAGUCGGCAAUGACUUAAGCAAUAUAGUUAAAGAAAAGCAUAGCUACUAAGCUUUCAUUUGCGUUUUAAUUGGUUUAUGGGCUGGUUUAGCUAUUGGUUAUAUCACUGAAUACAUGACUUCUCAUUCCUACAGUCCUGUCAGAGAAGUUGCUGAAUCUUGCAAAACUGGUGCUGCCACAAACAUCAUCUACGGUCUUGCUCUUGGUUAUCUCUCUACCAUUGUCCCUAUCUUCUGUAUUGCUAUUGCCGCUUAUGUAUCUCUUAAACUUAUUGGAUACUAUGGUGUUGCUUUAGCUGCUUUGGGUAUGCUUUCUAACUUAACAAUUGGUCUCGCUAUCGAUGGUUAUGGUCCUAUUUCUGAUAAUGCUGGUGGUAUUGCUGAAAUGGCUGAAAUGGGUGAACACAUUAGAAAGAGAACUGAUGCUCUCGAUGCUGCUGGUAACACUACUGCUGCCAUCGGUAAAGGUUUUGCCAUCGGUUCUGCUGCCCUCGUCUCAUUAUCACUCUUCGGUGGUUUCUUGACUAACGCCAGUGCUUCCAAUGUUGGUACUCAAUUGAAAUAAGCUUAAACUCAAGUUGUCAAUCCUUUAGUCUUCGCUUUCCUUUUGAUUGGUGCUAUGUUACCUUAUGCUUUCUCUGCCUUCACCAUGAAGUCUGUUGGUAAGGCUGCUCUUGAAAUGGUCGAAGAAAUCAGAAGACAAAUUAGAAACGAACCUGGUAUCUUGACUGGUGAUAAGGAACCUGACUAUCAAUCUUGUAUUGCUAUCUCUACCAAGUCCUCUCUUAAGGAAAUGAUUGCUCCUGGUGCUCUCGUCAUUUUAUCUCCCAUUCUUACUGGUAUCUUCUUCGGUCCUCUUGCAGUUGCUGGUUUAUUACCUGGUGCCUUAAUUUCUGGUGUCCAAAUGGCUAUUUCAUCCUCCAACACUGGUGGUGCUUGGGAUAAUGCCAAGAAAUACAUUGAAGGUGGUAACCUCCAAUCUAAGGAAGGUGUUGCCUUGAAGAAGGGUUCUGAAGAACAUAAGGCUGCCGUUAUUGGUGACACUGUUGGUGAUCCUCUUAAGGAUACCUCUGGUCCUGCUCUUAACAUUCUUGUUAAGCUUAUGGCUAUUCUUUCUCUUGUCUUUGCCAGAUUCUUCUGUCUCACUGGCUUCUUAACUCGUGAUAGCGUCCUUGGUACUGACUGA
Messenger RNA from Tetrahymena thermophila SB210, 2319 nucleotides. Its product is annotated as vacuolar H+-translocating inorganic pyrophosphatase. The transcript is spliced from 2 exons. Gene Ontology annotation, cellular component: membrane. Gene Ontology annotation, molecular function: inorganic diphosphate phosphatase activity; diphosphate hydrolysis-driven proton transmembrane transporter activity. Gene Ontology annotation, biological process: proton transmembrane transport. Lineage: Eukaryota; Ciliophora; Oligohymenophorea; Hymenostomatida; Tetrahymenidae. The record is from RefSeq and is a predicted model, not a curated record.